Messenger RNA from Sorex fumeus (smoky shrew), 576 nucleotides. Its product is annotated as endogenous retrovirus group K member 7 Pro protein-like. Gene Ontology annotation, biological process: proteolysis. The transcript has a single exon. The record is from RefSeq and is a predicted model, not a curated record. Gene Ontology annotation, molecular function: nucleic acid binding; aspartic-type endopeptidase activity. NCBI's taxonomy places the organism in Eukaryota, Metazoa, Chordata, Mammalia, Eulipotyphla, Soricidae. Bases 1 to 576 code for a protein of 191 amino acids.
AUGGCCAUGACUACGUCUUCCUUCCUACGUAUAGAUCUGGGUGCCCACAUUGAUGAAUUGCUCCUCAUCCCGCCUGGCCUUGCUCCUGGUGCCACCGGCCCCGUGCCACUGGGGGUGCAUUUGGCUCAGGCUAUAAAGGAGUGUAAGCCACUCCUGACCCUCACCAUCUUAGGCAGGCCCUUUACCGGCCUUAUAGAUACUGGAGCUGAUACUACCAUCAUUACUACUAGGGACUGGCCGCCCAAAUGGCCACUCUCCCCCUCUUUAACACACCUGCAGGGGAUUGGCCAUUCAAAAAACCCAAUAUUAAUUUCAGCUGAACUCAAGUGGCGGACCCCCAAAGGAGAGGAAGGCCACGUCCGCCCCUAUGUCCUCCCCGACCUGCCUGUUAAUCUGUGGGGGAGGGAUGUCUUGUCCCAAAUGGACCCGAUCCUAGUAGAUACCAAAGGCCUAGAUCUUUUACUUCAGCAGGGCUAUCUUCCUAGUCAAGGUCUGGGAAGGCACUCCCAGGGCCUCACUGAACCCAUGAUGCCUUCUCCCUCUGUAGGACGACAAGUACUGGGAAAUUUACCAUAA